Plasmodium vinckei vinckei is the source of this 4230-nucleotide messenger RNA. RefSeq names its product exoribonuclease II, putative. Gene Ontology annotation, biological process: mRNA catabolic process. NCBI's taxonomy places the organism in Eukaryota, Apicomplexa, Aconoidasida, Haemosporida, Plasmodiidae. Gene Ontology annotation, molecular function: 3'-5'-RNA exonuclease activity; RNA binding. The coding region runs from base 1 to 4230 and encodes 1409 amino acids. The transcript has 2 exons. Gene Ontology annotation, cellular component: P-body; exosome (RNase complex). The record is from RefSeq and is a predicted model, not a curated record.
AUGUUUUAUUUUAAAAAUAUAAGAAGGCAUUGUUUUUAUACAAAAAUAUACGAGAAUAUAAAAAUAGUAAGAGAUUUAAAAGUUAGAAGUAAAAGAGAUGGACUUAUAGAAAAUGCAAAUAAAAAUCAGCAUAACAAUAUUCGAGAUAAAAAAAUAAUUGAUAAUGCAAUUUCACGUGAAGAUAUCGAAUUUUAUAAAAAUGUUUAUAGCAAGUUAAAAGGAAAAAAAGGGGAACAUGUUCAGGAAAAAACAGAUAGACAAGAACCAGUUACUAAUAAUGAUAAAGAAAAUGCAGUAAACCGUUUUAAGGAGGUUGAAAAGAAUGACCGAACUAGUAGUAAAAAUAAAUAUCUGAUUAGUAAGCGGGAUACUAUAAAUAGUCAGGAUAUUCCAUCAAAUGGAAAAUAUUUAAAAAGAAAGGAAAUAUAUUUAAAAUCUAAGGAUGGCAGUUCAUGCCAAAAGAAACUUAACAAGGAGGUAACAAAUUUAAAAAAUGGACAUGAACAUAGUUGCAAAAAAAGAGUAGAGACAUUAGAAAAUAGAAACGAGCUCAUGAAUAGUAACAGUAAUAGUAACAGUAAUGAUAUGCAAAUAUGUAGUGAAGGACAAGAUGAAAAAAAAGUGAUUCAAGAAAAUUGUAAAAGUAAUGAAUGUAAUUUUGAAGGGUCUAGUUUAAAUAAAGAAAAAAAUAAAAAUAGUUAUGUAUUUGUUAAAUAUGAAAAAUAUUGGGAUAUGGAUAAGAUAAAUAAAGUUAUUGAAUUAGAAAAUGAUAGUAAUGAUAAAAAUAAAGUUUUCAAAGGAGUGCUAUUUGUGUCUCCAUUUGAUACAAGCAAAUCAUUUGUUGUUGAAGAAAAAGUAGGAUUAGAAAAUUUGAAAAAAAAAUAUUAUAAUGUUUAUGGAUAUAUUAGUAGAAAUCGGGCCCUAAAUAAUGACAUAGUAUAUGCAUAUACUGGUCGAAGAAAAAUAAUAAAAAACUCAAAAACGGAAAAAAAUGAAAAUGAAAAUGUACCGGACAAAAUGAAAGAGGAGGAAAAUUCUUGUCGAGUUGUCAACGUUUUAGAGCGAAAGAAUUAUGAAAUUGUUUGCAAUUUGAAUUAUUUAAAUGUUAAGGAAUAUAUAAAUAAUUUUUUUGAAGGAGAAAAGGGAUUAAAUAUGUUGAAUAACCAAGAAAAAGGUGAAAAGAAUGGGAAAGUAUUUGCAAAAUUUCAACCCAUAGAUGCAAGACUUCCAUGUUUUAUAUAUGACUCAUCAGAUGAAAUAACAAAUAGAAUUUUAAAUUAUAUAAAAAAAAAAAAAAAAAAUUUAUAUGUUUUAAUAAAUUAUCGAAAAUGGGAAGAAAAUGAAAUAAACCCAACAGGAGAUAUAAUUUCAAUUUUAGGGAAUGAGCAAAACUUUUUUUCAAUUAUAUAUUUUUUUUUACAUUUUUAUAAAGUAAAUUUUCAUAUAUAUAAAGAAGAUGAUAUGAAUUAUUUAAAAUCUGAAAUAGUAGUCGGAAAUAAACUUAUCAAUAGUUUUAUAGAAAGAAAAAAUAAAUGUGUCGGUGGAGGGACAAAAUAUGAUUGGCUUUUCAAAACAAAGGAAAAAGAUUAUUUAUCUAUUGAGUUUGAAAAAAAAAUAAAUUAUUUGAAGGAAAUACAAGAAAAAAAUAGAAAAAUAGAAAAAUAUAUGAUUAAAAGUCUUUUAACAAAUAGAGAAAUAUUAACACAUUUAGAUGUUUUUACUAUUGAUCCUCCAACUGCAAAAGAUUUAGAUGAUGCUUUAUCUAUUCAGUUUAUUCGUCCUGAUAAAUUUUCAAAUAUAAAAUAUAAAUACAAAAUAGGUGUUCAUAUUUCAGACGUUUCCUUUUUUAUUCCUCCUAAUUCUUACUACGACAGAGUGGCCUCGACCCAGUGCAACACACUCUACAUGGAUUUGAUGGUGCUCCACAUGCUGCCGUCCGUGAUCAGCGAAAAUAUUUGCUCUCUAAACACGUCGGGAAAUAAAUUGAGUUUUUCAGUUUUUUUUAAUAUCGAUGAUGUGUCAAAUCCGUAUGAACUUAUAAAAGAAAAAAAUAGUGAAAAUGUAAAAAUGAAAAAAUGUAUAAUAAGGAGUAGAUAUAAAUUAUGUUAUGACAUUGUUGAGGAUUUCAUAGAUGAAGUUUAUACAUGCAUAGACAAGUUAGAAAAAGAUUACAUGAACAAAUGGGAAGAAAACAUAUUAAUAAAUGGAGACAAAAAUUUGGAUUGUUUAUUUCCAGAGUUUGAAGAAAUAUGUAGUAAAUACAAUUUGUCAGUAAAAAUUGCUAGUGAUAUAUUUCGUUUACAUUUACUAUCAAAACAUAUUAAAAAUAAGAUGGGAAGAAAAACAAUAAGUCAUGAUGAGUCAUUAAUGUUUUUUUUAAAUAAUAAGAAAAAGAUGAAUAAAAUGGUUCCAAUUUCGAUAGACUAUGUAAAAAAUUGUUUGAAAAAUGAAAUAGUGUCUGACAAAAAGAAUAAAGAUGAGGAUAAGUUAGAAAGUAUGUUUGAAAAUAUAAUGCAAAAGAUGGAUAGUGAAAAUAUUGAAGUAAAAAUAAUAAAAAAUAGAAUAAAAAGUCAUAUGCUAAUAGAAGAAAUGAUGAUAUUGACUAACUUUUUAGUUGGUAAUAAAAUAUGUGAAUGUAAUAAUUUGGGUAUUUUACGAACCCAUGAAGAUUCAUCAGAUGAAAUAAAAAACAAUUUAUUACAAUUUAUAGAUUAUCAUACAUAUAAUAAGAUAAAUAAAAUAAUAAAUAUAAAAGAAAAUAAUUUAAAUAAUAUAUUAUUAGUUUGUGAAAAAGUUUUAGAUAAAAAUAGUUUUUUAUGUUUACAAUAUAAUGUUUUAAAAUUUUAUAAGCAAGCUAUUUAUAUUCCAAAUAUCGAGAAAAAUGAAAAUGCACAUCAUUUUGGUUUGAGUUUAAAUAAUUAUAUUCAUUUUACAUCUCCUAUUCGAAGAUAUAUAGAUAUAAUUACUCAUAGGAUUUUAAAUACAAUUUUAGAAAAAAAGCAACCAUUAUAUAACUAUGAGCAAAUUAAAAAAAUAUGUGAACUUUGUAAUAGUCAUAAAAAAAAAGCAGAUGAUAUACAAAUUCAUAUGAAAAAUUUCUUCCUUAACAAAUAUCUUGUCUGUUUAAAUGAGGAAUAUAAAUCUAAGAUGGUAAAGGGGUCUAGCUUUAAAAUGGGAGAGAAAAAAUCUGAAAAAAUAAAAAAUGAUGAUACAACUUUAUCUAAUUCGAUAGAUAAUGAUCAGAUUGUGAAUGAAGCUAAGAAUGUUGAUUUAAAAAGGGAUAGAACUAUGAAGGAACAUAAGAUUGAAUUAUAUAAAAACAAUUUUUAUAUUUAUAAAAAUGUUAUAAGUUUUAUGACACAUAGUUAUAUACAUGAUAUUAUUAUAAAAAAAAGCAUAAAAAGAAAUAUAUGUAUGAAUAUAUUAAAUUGUAAUUACAUAAAUGUUAAUGAAGAUGGAAUUAUUAAUGAGAUGAAUUGUUCUGACACUCCUUACACAUGCUUAGUUCCGAUUUUAUUAUCGUCUGAUAAAAGAAUGGAAGAAGAACAUGAUGAUGUUACAAAAAUAGAAUAUACAAAUUCAAUCUGUGAUGAAAAAAAAAUGAAAAAUGCAAUUUCUUUUUAUGUGCCAUUAUUAGAGACUGAAAAAUCAGUAAGUGAAAAUUUGUUAGAUUUAAAAUUUGAACUUAUUUCGAUUUCAUAUAAAGAAGGGACAUUUGUUUAUAAUACUUUAUUAGAUGUUUUAUAUAAAAUAUAUUUGAAAAAAAAUAAUGAAAAUGUUUCAAAAAGUUCUUUGGAAAAAGAAGAACAUGAAGAAGACCGAUUAAAAAAUGAGUCUCUAAAUCAUAUUUAUAAAAACAUUUUAAAUACAAAAAUAAAAGUACAAUAUAAAAUAUUAAAAUUAGAAAAAAAUGAAAUAAAAAAAAGUUUUCAAAAUGUUUAUGAUAAUUUAUAUGUUCAUGGUAUUUAUGCUAAACAAGUAGAUAACACAAAUAAAUUAAAAAAAAAUGAAUCUCUUACUUGUGAAAAGAUUUUCAAUGAAAUAGAUGACCAUAAAGAAGUAUCUAACAAUUUUAAUGAUGAACAAUCUAUAUCUACAAAAGAAGAUAAUUACUUAUCAAAUAAGGAAAAGGAAAAUUUCUUAGAUCAAUAUAAAGAAAUAAACCGAUUUCAAAAAAAUGAAAUAUUUUUAAUUCCAGGAGCUAAAAUGUGGAAUUUGCGUUUUCCGUAG